Ascoidea rubescens DSM 1968 is the source of this 1884-nucleotide messenger RNA. RefSeq names its product U4/U6-U5 snRNP complex subunit PRP3 (gene PRP3). Gene Ontology annotation, cellular component: U4/U6 x U5 tri-snRNP complex. The annotation marks the transcript as partial. The transcript has a single exon. Gene Ontology annotation, biological process: mRNA splicing, via spliceosome. Lineage: Eukaryota; Fungi; Ascomycota; Saccharomycetes; Ascoideales; Ascoideaceae. The record is from RefSeq and is a predicted model, not a curated record.
AUUCUAAUUAUGAUUGAUUAAAAUCUGGAAUUGCAAUAAUCUGAUAACAAUGAGCUCGAGAAAAAGAGAGUAUUUUAAAUCUGACAGCAGUCGAAGCAGCAGAAAAAGGCUCAGAUUUGACUACAAUUCAAGAAACAGCGACAGAAGCAGCACUAAAAAUGACGAUAGAAGCAGAACAAUCUCCACUGCACAAGACGAUGCCUUUACAAAGCCAAAAGCCAAAAUCCAAAGUCUCAACAGUUCAAGAGACUCUCUUUCAAGUUCAAAGCCCAAGUAUAUAUAUCCUGCGAGCAAUGAUUCGAAGCAAAAGAAAUCCACUUUUGCUGAAAGAAUUGCAGAAAGAAGAAGACUACUCAAUGGAGAAGGCGAAUCACCAUCUGAGACUGCAAGACCCUUGGGUUUAAAUGUCGAGUUACAUCCUUUAUUAAGGGAAUCUAUCGUACUGAAGAGCGAAAAUACGAGUUUUACUGAGAAUGAGAAUGCAAAGAUAAAAAAUGCAAAGCUUCAGCAGAAAUUGAGACCUGGUGUGUCAAAAUUUGAUUUGAAUCCCUAUUUUGAUCCCAAUGAUUUUCAGGUCAAGGACCCCUCGAUGAAGAAAAAAAAGAGGCAAUUGGUAUUUAAUGAAAAAGGGAAAUACAUUGAUAAAGCUAUACAAAUACGAAAAGAAAUUGAGGAAAAACAGCAAAGGGAAAAGGAGUUACUUGAACGAAAAUUGGAUACUGUAAACAACCCAAUUGAAAGCUUGGGUGAAUCAAAUUAUCAGCCUAAGAAACCUCCUUUGGUUGAAUGGUGGGAUUAUCCUAUUUUAUUACCCAAUACAACUUAUAAUGACUUGAAAUUUGAUGAAGAGAGUAAAGAACUUGUCAAUUUGUCUGAAAAAAUAAAGAGCGAAAAUAUAACUCACUAUGUGCAACAUCCAAUACCAAUAAACGCCCCUUGGGAGAAACACUUGCCACCAAUGAAACCAUUAUAUUUGACCAAGAAAGAAAUCAAAAGAAUGCGAAAAAACAGAAGACAGGAAAUAUACAAGGAUAAACAAGACAAAAUUAAAUUGGGUCUUGAGCCUGCUCCACCUCCAAAGGUCAAGUUAAAGAAUUUAAUGAAUGUGUUGACAAAUGAAGCUAUAAAAGACCCAACUUUGGUUGAAAUGAAAGUUAAAAGAGAUAUUGAAUUGAGAAAAUUGAAUCAUUUUAAAGCCAAUGAAGAUAGAAAACUAUCUUCAGAACAAAAAAUGGAAAAGUUCAUGACAAAAUUAGAAAAUGACAAAAACUAUAACGGUUAUUUUACAAAUGUUUACAAAAUCUCGAAAUUGAUUCAUCCUAAGCAUAAAUUUUUAGUUAACGUCAAUGCCACUCAAUUAAAUUUGUUAGGCAUUGGAAUAAUCGUUAAAAACGAAUUUUCUUUAGUAAUAGUAGAAGGUGGAAAUAAAGGCAUUAGGUUCUUCCAAAACUUAAUGUUGAACAGAAUUAAAUGGGAGGAAAAUGUUGAACCCAAAAAAAAAGUCGAGACAGCAAAAGAAAACAGAAAAAGUAAAAAAACAAGUGAAAGUGAUCUCAAAAUUGAAGAUUUAACAGGAAAUAAAUGCGAAUUAAUUUGGAAAGGUCAAAUUAAGGAUUUUCAUUUUAAAAAAUGGUCCUUGCACGAAGUAAAAUCUGAAGACGACGCAAUAAAUUUAUUACAAGCAUAUAAUGCUGAUAACUAUUGGCGAGAAGCAAAAUCCAGUAAUGCAUAAAUUUUGUAUUUAAUUUUUUUUAUUUCGUUUUUGUUUUAAAAGAAAAGAAAAAAAAAAUAUUGAUUGAACAUUUUUCUAUUAAGAGUUUAUUUGUUUUUUUAUAUUUUUUCAGCAAAACUAGUGCCAUUUGAUUGGUGAUAAUUUGCUGUGUG